AUGGAAGCCUUUAGAAGUUACCGAAGUGUUGAAUACACUUUUAACGAAAAGGCAGUAAAUCCUGAGCCUACCCCUAAUAAUUUCAAUUUUCAAAAGCUCGCUGAAUCAUUGUUAUCAUUCAUUGGUAUUCGUCCUCAAGAAAACGAUACUACUUCUCCACCUUCUAACACAUUACUCAAACAAAAUCGAUCAUGUCAGCGAGUGACGGCCUAUGUACAAUUUAAAAAUUCUAAUCCAAAAGAUUUUAAUGGUGUAGUAACAUUUUUUCAACAGAAUAAUGGAUCGACAGUUGUUUAUGGACAAUGGAAUGGUUUAAAGGAUUUAGAUCCAAUGAAUUAUGAAUUUGUAAUUUAUAAAAAUGGUGUAGCACAACGAGAUAUGACUAUUAAUAUUCGAAGAGGUAUUGAGUUUGAAGGAAACUCCGCUUUUCUGAGGACUACUUUUGAUUCAUUACCACUUUCAGGGAUAGGUCAAAUUAUUGGUGGAAGUCUUUAUAUAUCAUAUUGUGGGAAGUUCAUUGAAUGA
This is a messenger RNA of Diversispora eburnea, 525 nucleotides long. NCBI's taxonomy places the organism in Eukaryota, Fungi, Glomeromycota, Glomeromycetes, Diversisporales, Diversisporaceae. The record is from the annotation of a GenBank genome assembly.